AUGGGUUUAAAGGAAAAAGGCGAGAUCGAGUAUGAUAUGUUUGGUAUGAGUGUGGUCGUGGAACUUCAAUCAAAAAUGCAAAAAGAGGUUACCUCGUUGGCUAGGCUGUCCAGCGGUUCGCAGUUGCCUUUCAGGUAUCCUGGCGGCAUGAGGUCAUCGGGCUGUCUUCUGCUCCUUUUCGGAUUUCAGCUCUACUUCCUUUCGUGGCCAAUGGCGGUGGAGGGAAACGACUUUUCCUCAUUUCUGAGCGCCAAUGCUUCUCUGGCUGUUGUGGUGGACCAUGAGUACAUGACCAGGCACGGCCAGAAUAUUAUGGCCCAUUUCGAGAAAAUCUUAAGCGACAUCAUACGGGAGAACCUGAAGAACGGCGGCAUCAAUGUACGAUACUUUCGCUGGAACGCGGUGCGGUUAAAAAAGGAUUUUCUGGCUGCUAUUACGGUGACGGACUGUGCGAACACCUGGAACUUCUACAGGAGCACUCAGGAGACCUCAGUGCUGUUGAUCGCCAUCACAGACUCCGACUGUCCCCGUUUGCCGUUGAAUAAAGCUUUGAUGGCUCCCAUGGUUGAGCAUGGCGAUGAAUUACCCCAGAUCGUACUCGAUGCCAAGGUCCAACAGAUUCUCAAUUGGAAGACGGCAGUAGUUCUGGUAGACCAAAACAUAUUGGAUAAUAACUCCGAGCUGGUCAAGGCCAUAGUGCACGAGAGCACCACAAAUCACAUUGCGCCGAUAUCAUUGAUUCUCUACAAGAUUGACGACUCCCUUCGAGGACAGAAGAAACGGGCUGCCCUGCGACAUGCGCUCUCCCAUUUUUCUCCAAUCAAUCACGAGCAGAAGAAUCAACAGUUCCUUGUUUUGUCCAAAUUUCAUGACGAUAUCAUAGAGAUUGGCGAGACGAUGAAUAUGUUUCAUGUGGGCAAUCAGUGGAUGUUCUUUGUGUUCGAGACGAUGCGGCAAGACUUUGAUGCCAGCACGGUGACCAUCAACCUGGCGGAGGGAGCAAACAUAGCCUUUGCUCUGAAUGAAACGAAUACCGAUUGCAUGGACACGCUGAACUGUACGAUAUCCGAGAUAAGUAUGGCUCUGGUGACGGCCAUUUCCAAGAUGACGGUCGACGAGCAGUCCAUAUACGGUGAGAUCUCCGAUGAGGAGUGGGAGUCCAUACGCUUCACCAAGCAGGAAAAGCAGUAUGAGAUUCUAAUGUACAUGAAGGAAUACCUUAAGACCAACAGCAAGUGUGCCAGCUGUGCCAAGUGGAGAUUUGAGACAGCCAUCACCUGGGGCAAGAGCCAACAGAAUCGGCAAUUUCGAACGGCUCCCACCAGGGAUGCCAGGAACCAAAACUUUGAGUUUGUCGAUAUUGGCUACUGGAGUCCCUUGCUGGGAUUCGUUUGCCAGGAGCUAACAUUCCCACACAUCGCGCAGCACUUCCGUAAUAUCACCAUGGACAUUGUGACGAUGCAUAAUCCUCCCUGGCAAAUACUGACCAAGAACAGCCACGGAGUCAUUGUCGAGCACAAGGGCAUUACCUUGGAGAUACUGAAGGAGCUGAGUCGGGCCCUAAACUUUAGCUAUUACCUGCACGAGGCAAAAACCUAUGACGAUGAGUUUCCCCUCAAUCAGAGCACCAACGAGAGCGACGAACUGUUGGGUUCAAUGACCUACGGCAUACCCUAUCGCGUGGUGGAGAUGGUUCAGGGCAAUCAGUUCUUCAUGGCCGCAGUUGCGGCCACCGUAGAGGAUCCCGAUAAGAAAGCGUUCAAUUACACCCAGCCAGUGAGCGUCCAGAAGUACUCCUUCAUCACCCGUCAGCCGGAUGAGGUGUCUCGCAUCUAUCUUUUCACGGCUCCGUUUACCACAGAGACCUGGGGAUGCCUGGUGGGCAUCAUCUUUCUGACGGCCCCCAUGCUGUAUGCCAUCAAUCGCCUUGCGCCGCUACAAGAGCUCCAAAUCCACGGGCUAUCAUCGGUCAAGAGCUGCUUUUGGUACAUCUUUGGGGCGCUGCUGCAACAGGGUGGCAUGUACCUGCCCAGAGCAGACAGCGGACGACUGGUGGUGGGCUUCUGGUGGAUCGUGGUGAUUGUGCUGGUGACCACGUACUGCGGAAACCUAGUGGCUUUCCUCACGUUUCCCAAGUUCCAGCCGGGCGUUGACUAUCUGAACCAGCUGCAUCGCCACACGGAAAUCUCCCAAUAUGGCCUGCGAAACGGAACCUUUUUUGAAAAGUAUGUGCAAAGAACGACGCGCGAUGACUUCAAACAGUAUGUGGCCAAGGCGAUUAUAUACAACAAUGGCCAGGGCGAGGAUAUUGAGGCGGUGAAGGAUGGACAGCGCAUCAACAUCGAUUGGCGCAUCAAUCUGCAGCUGGUUGUGCAGCAGCACUUUGAGCGCGACAAGGAGUGCCGGUUUGCCCUGGGCAAGGAGAGCUUUGUCGACGAGCAGAUUGCCUUGAUUGUGCCCUCGCAGAGCGCCUACUUGCAUUUGAUCAACCAGCACAUAGAUAGAAUGUUUCGCAUGGGUUUCAUCGAGCGCUGGCACAGGACCAAUCUGCCCAGCGCGGACAAGUGCAAUGGCAAAAGCAUCCUCAGACAGAUCACUAAUCACAAGGUAAACAUGGAUGACAUGCAGGGAUGCUUUCUGGUGCUGCUGCUUGGCUUCAUUCUGGCUGUAUUCGUUGGCUGCAUCGAGUACUGGUUCUAUCGCCUCUACGUCCAAAGCGACAGUCGCAAGCCGACCGUUUUCACCAAUUGA
Molecule: messenger RNA, 2751 nt
Organism: Drosophila persimilis
Lineage: Eukaryota; Metazoa; Arthropoda; Insecta; Diptera; Drosophilidae
Gene: Ir93a
Product: ionotropic receptor 93a
Exons: 11
Coding region: 1-2751 (916 amino acids)
Cellular component (GO): membrane
Molecular function (GO): ligand-gated monoatomic ion channel activity
Source: RefSeq, a predicted model, not a curated record